UUGAGCAGCCUUCUUAAACACAGUCUUCUGCCGAAGCUCCGCUAGCGCUAGGACCAGGCCCUGAAUACCUUGAUGCUCCAGCCCGAGAUUUGCCUCAUCCACUCCAAGAACUCUUUUCUUCCGUUGUUGCUCUGUUUUCGCUGGCGCAUUUCUCAACCUUUUCGCCAACCGACGAUAACUCGGCGCAAAAUGGGUGGAUAUAACGACGCCAGACCAACACACUCAUGAGUAUUUGUUCACAUGAAAGGGAACUUGACUGAACACACGAACAGGCCUUAUGCGAGUGGUACUUGUGCUGUUUACUUCGCAAGCGAGGGCCCUCUGCACAUCCCCAGCUCACUCCUCGAUGAGAAUUUGAAGCAAGCUGCACAGUUCAGAGAUGACGACUCUUCUCAUCCUCUAUCCGAGUUGUGGCUGGACGAGAUCAAGCUCAACGCAGGUCAUGUCAUCAUUCACUAUCUCGUCACGGGUACAUACCAGUGCCUCCAGCCACAGGAGAAAGAAUACGAGAAGAGGGUUUCAGCCGAACUAGCUACUGCUAUUCGUGUCUAUGUCGCCACUGACAGUCUGUCCUUGCCCGCACUCCGCGAAAUGGCCAGAGUGGAGAUCGUUCACCUCGGCGAGUAUCUUAAUUUACCUGCCCUGAUCAAAGUCAUGGAAGAAGCUGCCCUGUCCUUUGACGCGAACCCUGGAAUUGCCACCUAUGUCCAAUCGCGAGUUUUGUCUUACUCCCAGGACGAAAUAAUCCAUGGUUCAGACAAGGCUGAUGAGACACUGGAUGCGGUGGGUGUUCCGGACUCUUUGAGCAAGGUCUUAUUGCGAAGCAUCUUGCUCGCCAAGGCCUCCGAAGAUCGUCAGAAGAAAGAGCCGAACUAUCAACUUUCCGGCUUGGGAUAUGCUGCGCUUGAACUGCGCACGACCGAAGAGGCCAUGGAACGAACCGAAAAGAAAGCGCUCAGAAACGCUGAAGCUGCCUGCGAGGAAGAAGAAAUUCAACAGCUCAAGGAAAAAAAGACAAACGGAAGAGCCUUGCGCCCGGAUCUUGAGCGGCUUCAAACUCUUACGCACAAUGCCGAAAAGAGGGCCCAGGAAGAGUCAAUGGAGAGAGCGCUGGACGCCCAACGUUGGCUUUAUAGCAGAAAUUCGUCCAUCCCACAUCCUAUUCCUGAACAAGAUCACGGUGCGGCAUCUUCAAAGCCAAUGUUAAUCGCUAUAGAUGCCAAGGUUCGCAGACUCGUAUCCGUUUCAUUCCGAACGUUGUCUGAAGCUCUCGAGACCGGGUCUUUCGAGCGACCUGAACAAUGUGGCAAUGAGGCCGACAGCGAUCACAGCUUGACUGAUCAGCCCACCUGGCUCCAGCAAGGGUUCAUCAGAGUCUAA
Messenger RNA from Fusarium redolens, 1380 nucleotides. RefSeq lists its product as uncharacterized. NCBI's taxonomy places the organism in Eukaryota, Fungi, Ascomycota, Sordariomycetes, Hypocreales, Nectriaceae. The record is from RefSeq and is a predicted model, not a curated record. The transcript is spliced from 2 exons. Bases 241 to 1380 code for a protein of 379 amino acids.